GUUUAUUUACGUUCGCCAUUGCGACGUCGGACGGAUUGAUUGACCGCGGAUCUGCGCGCAGUGCUGGAGUGUCACGGGAACCGCGACGCAAGUCUCUUCGAGUUACACGAGCGCAGCGAGGUACGCGCGCCAGCUGACGAGGCGGAGGAAGACGGAGGAAGGUGCGGGAGGUAGAAGCGGCGGACGCCGAUUUGUCACCCACGUACGCCCGCCAUCGCCGUCGCGCGCUGCAUCGUCCUGCGUCGUCAUCGUCGUCGGCCGAUCGCGCGGCUCUAACCCAAACCAAGACCUACAGUACCCGUCCUCGAACCGUUUUCUGGCAGGACCUCCCCAGGCUUCAGGCGCACCCGCGCGAGCCCGAUGCCGCGGCAUCGUCGCUGACGACAGCUCUCCGCGAAGAAGAGGAACAUGGGCGACGAGGACGACGUGCUGCCGGCUCGUCUACAGAGGCUCGAGAUCGACCGUCGCUCGACGAGCUGUCCCCACAUUGCAAUGGCAGACAAAUCGAAGCCAAUGAGUAUUUUCAGGAUACGCGGCUUUAAUUGCAACAACCAUUGUUUCUUUCGAAGAAGAUCCGUGCCUAACAAGCCUACCAUGUUCCCAAUCAACCCAAGGGGUAUCAAGAGUACAACGAAUUUUAAGCCGUCUAAGAACGAGAAAACGGUCGAGAGGACCAAAAGGAGCACCAUCCUAAGGGACGCCGUUCUAAAGUUGAGCGGAUCCAGUACCAGCGGUCCUAGUGAUAACCCAGUAGACACGCUAUUCAAUAACACGUGUAAACUCAGUAUUCCCAGUAAAAAUUCCAAGAUAAUCGAUCAUAACUCGGUCAUGAAGGACUUCAAGGCACUGAAAAUUAGUAGAGACAAUAGACAGAUAAAAGACGAUGCUAGUAUUCAGGAUGAUGACUGCGAGAGCGUGGGCAGUUUCCAUCGUGCUCGUAGUAAUACGAUGCCGAAUCUAAAGAGAGGUCCCGGGCCGGGUGGUGGAGACCAGCGGACGACAACGAGCGGCAACAACGGACAGACUACUACGGCGGAUGCUAGCGGCGGCUUACCUGGUCAACAACAAUUGUCGAGUUCACCGAAUACCUGUUCGGUUCAGGCACGAAUAUCGCCACCUCUCUCGAGCGACGUGACGAUCGGCGAACUCGCCGGCUACUUCGAGGAGUUCGUUCAUAUUCCAAAGAAGAUGUCGCACAUGGCGGAGAUGAUGUACACUUAAUAAUACACUGUAAAGUAUCUUGCAUACACCGAACUUUGCCGACUUUCUUUUGUACACAGUUCUUCAUGCUGUGUACACUUUAUUCUCUAUAUACGAUAAUGCAUCUUUUUGUUUACGCGUCUCUAAUUUAAUUAUCCUAAAUUAUUUUUUAACGUACUACUAAUACAUCGGCAAAAAGAACGUUUACUCUCGCGUUAAUUGUGUAUAGUGAAAUUGUUGAGCUAUUUUGUAUAAACAUUUGGAAAAGCGAGAUAACGAUGUAUCUUCUUCUUCUACAUUGUUUUUUCUUUUUUUUACAUCAUCCUUGCACACGAUAUUUGGUUUCUUUAGUGUAUAAAAGGGAAAAUGGAAUAUAUUAUAUUGUGUUUAAAAGGAAAACUUUUGUAUUACGAGAGAAGAAUAAUUGGUUUUAGAAUAAAUCGCAUGAAUUGAAA
Monomorium pharaonis (pharaoh ant) is the source of this 1655-nucleotide messenger RNA. RefSeq lists its product as uncharacterized. Bases 409 to 1221 code for a protein of 270 amino acids. The record is from RefSeq and is a predicted model, not a curated record. The transcript has 2 exons. Gene Ontology annotation, biological process: cellular response to hydrogen peroxide. NCBI's taxonomy places the organism in Eukaryota, Metazoa, Arthropoda, Insecta, Hymenoptera, Formicidae.